AUGGGUAAAGUCCUAUUCUUCAUCUUCGCCACCAUGCUUCUCGCCGGCAUAACCGCCAUCAUCAUCCACUCACAGCACCACCACGUACGCCACCACAAAGAUCCACCACGUGAUCUUGUAUCAAAUGUUACCCAAUUGCUCCGAUCCAACGGAUUCAACUUCAUUUCCACCCUCCUCCACAUCUCACCGGACCUUUUCCUCUCAUCACGGGAGUCCACCAUCUUCGCCAUUCCUGACUCCGCCAUGUCCAACCUCUCAAUACCUCCAUUCAUGACGAUACAACUCAUCACUUACCAUAUUUCCCCUUCCAAACUCACCAUUAAAGAUCUGCUCGAUAAACCCCUCAAUACCUGCAUCACCACCACGUUUCAACAACAAAAGAUAUCCAUCACUAAAAAAGACGAAAAGAAUCGAGUUCUUGAAAUCAACAACGUGUUGAUUACUCAUCCUGAUAUGUUUCUCCAGGGACCAGUCGCGAUUCAUGGCGUCAGUGGUCCUUUUGCUUCUUUCAAAUUUCAUCAACAAAUCACACAGUUGCCCAUUUGCAACGCGAAUCAAAGUGAUUUUUCACAUGGAAUUGUCGCUGCUAAAGUCAAUCUCACCAAGAACAAGGUUGAAUGGGGAAUAUUGGUCAAAUUCCUGAACUCAUCCGGGUUCGCCCCUUUCGCAAUUGGGUUGCACACUGUUCUUGAUGGGGUUUUCAAAGAGCAUCCAAAUUUGAAGUCACUGACGAUCUUUGCACCUCCGAUCAUCGAAGCGAUGGAUAUGCCUGAACCUUUACUGCAGAAAUUCGUGAAAUCUCAUAUAGUUCCGAAGAAGCAUUCUUUCAAACACUUGGCAUCCAUGCGGCAAGGAGCAUCACUCAAGACAUUAUGUCCAGGUACAGAAAUUCGAAUCACUGAAACUGUCAAGAAUCCUUCUGAGGAGUUGCUUUCUAUCAAUAGAGUGGAGAUAACUUCACCGGAUUUGUUCUCGUCCAAGAGUUUCGUUGUGCAUGGAAUCGCACGAGCAUUCCCCAUGUAUGAGGUUUCUACUGUGCCCCAGUAA
Molecule: messenger RNA, 1047 nt
Organism: Lactuca virosa
Lineage: Eukaryota; Viridiplantae; Streptophyta; Magnoliopsida; Asterales; Asteraceae
Source: the annotation of a GenBank genome assembly